Molecule: messenger RNA, 684 nt
Organism: Trichomonas vaginalis G3
Lineage: Eukaryota; Parabasalia; Trichomonadida; Trichomonadidae
Product: Golgi APPARATUS membrane protein TVP23 family
Exons: 1
Coding region: 1-684 (227 amino acids)
Biological process (GO): vesicle-mediated transport; protein secretion
Cellular component (GO): Golgi membrane
Source: RefSeq, a predicted model, not a curated record
AUGUCUGGAUCAGGGAAUAUCCAUCAUGAAAACGAUCAAGAAGAUCUUAUUAAAGACGAAUUUAAAGAAAAUACAGCUAACUCUUCAUCGUGGUUCUCAUUGAUCAAGAUUUCUCUCGUAUUUUCCUCGAUUUGGGGAUUAUUUUUCUGUAAAAUCAACUAUAUUUCUUUGACUUUAGAGUUAUUAGAUUUUAUUCUAUGUAAACAAUCAUUUGGCAAGUAUCUUGUUGGAAUCAAAUGGUCAUUAAACUGCGGUGGAGAUUCAAUGUUGAAAUUUGAUAUAACUGCAGAGGAUGAUAUGCCUUCUCCAAGUUACUCUAACAUUUUUUGGAUAGGAAAUUCACUUGUUCUUAUUCUUUGGAUUCUAGUUGUGAUUUUAUCAUCUAUUUUCCAGAGGUGGAUUUACUCAUCGAUCAAUGCACUCAUCUUGAUAUUACAGUUAACGAACAUAUCUAUAUUUCUAAAAGGAAAUUCCAUUGCGGCAAAACAAUCAGCGGAACAAGUUAGAUCCGUUCUUCUUGGAAAUGUUGAAGCGUUUGAAGAAUUACCAGAACAGGCAACUCUUCAAAGUGUUUCUAAAUCAGAAGAAACAAAAUCACAAGAAAUCAAAGAAAAUACACCCGAAAAAUCAAACGAUACACAAACAGAUAAUACAACAGCUAAAGAUACUGAGAAACCAGAGUAA